AUGAAGUUCUGGGGUGUGGAAGUGAAGCCGGGACAGACAGUUUAUUGCGACCCUGGUGAAGGGCGUGUUGUUCAUCUCACACAGGUUGCCCUGGGUGAAACAGAGAAAAGAAGUGUCGGCAUACCAGUAUCUGCUAAAAUUGGUGAUCAGAAGGGGGUCAUUGGAACUCUGUCGGCUGAAAAUCACCCUCAGAUUCUUUGUGAUUUGAUCUUUGAGAAACAGUUUGAGCUAUCACACAGUUCAAAAACUGCCAGUGUGUUUGCGUGUGGUUACAAGAUUCCCAAGCAUAACUGCACGUCUGAUUCUAGCGAAUCUGAUUCUAGCGAGUUUGAUUCCAGCGAGUCUGAUUCUAGCGAAGAUGAAGUGGAAACUGUAAACAAUCAAGUGGCCAAUCCUAUUGUUGGCAAUGUGGCAAAGCCUCCGACAACAAAGGAUGAUAAAAAGGUUACAGAUAACCAUGACAGUGGUGAGGAUGAUAGUGAUUUUUAUUCUACAGAUUCAGAUGAUUACGACGAUGAUGGGUACAGUAGCUUAGAUACCGAUUCUGAAGAGGAUGGUACCAGUAGUGAAGAGAUGGAUACCAGUAGCAAAGAGGAGGACAAAGACAGUCCUAAGCCUGAGGAUGGCAAGAAAGCGGUGGCCGAGACUGCCUUGAAGACACCUGCCUCUGACGACACCAGUAGCAAAGAGGGUUCAAGUGAUGAGGAAGACAAAAACACUCCUAAGCCCGAGGAUGGCGAGAAGACGGUGGCCGCCGAGACUGCCUUGAAGACACCUGCCUCUGACGAUACUAGUAACAAGGAGGGUACAAGUGAUCAGGAAGACAAAAACACUCCUAAGCCUGAGGUUGGCACGAAGAGGGCGGCCGAAACCGCCUUGGAGACGCCUGCUCCUGACAAGAAGGCAAAGAUUGAAACACCAUCUGGCCAGGACACAGAUGACAAGAAGACUGUCCAUGUGGCAACUCCCCAUCCAGCAAAGCAGGCCGACAAGGCGCCUGGGAACAGCAAGCAACAUCUCAAGUCCAAAUAUGUCCGCGGCGCCCACGCCUGCAAGUCGUGCAGCAGGACAUUCGGCAGUGCUUCGGCGCUCCAAUCCCAUGAGAAGGCGAAGCACGCUUGA
Messenger RNA from Triticum turgidum subsp. durum (durum wheat), 1122 nucleotides. Lineage: Eukaryota; Viridiplantae; Streptophyta; Magnoliopsida; Poales; Poaceae. The record is from the annotation of a GenBank genome assembly.